CUCGAUCGCAGCCGCAGUCUCAUUCGUUCCCUCGCUCGAUACUGUCCCAACGUCUCCGUCGUCGCCAGUCGCUAUAUCUGAUCGAUCCGGUCCGGCAUGGGAAGUUUUCCAGCUGUACUUGUUGUUGGCAGCUGCCUGCUGCUGCUGACAUUGGGCGCGAGUGCUCAACAACUAAACUGCGUGUCCAAGCUGCAGAAUGGCAGGAUCACAGGCAACUGCAUCUCGAUCAGGGAGUGCGAUUACUUUAUGAGAAUCUUGACCUCUGGGAAUCCAACUGCCAGCGACCGUAGCCUACUGCGGGAGAAUCAGUGCGGUCAGCGGGGCAAGGAUGUGUUGGUCUGCUGUCCAAGCACCGCUGGUUUGGGGGCCUUGACGCAUCCCCUGCUGCCCACUGAUUGUGGCGCAGCUCGGUGGCAACGUUCCAACGACACCGAAACGCGGAUCAGGGAGUUUCCCUGGCUGGCUCUCAUCGAGUAUACGAAGGCAUCCAACGGGGAGAAGAUCCAUGGCUGUGGAGGAGUGCUUAUCAGUGAGCGAUAUGUUCUGACUGCCGCCCACUGUGUGGUGCAAGCCACGACAAAUAAUCUAAGGAUAACCGCAGUGCGUCUGGGUGAAUGGGAUACCAGCACUAAUCCUGACUGCCAGUUCCACGAGGACACCCAAAAGGCGGACUGUGCUCCGGCUUACCAGGACAUUGACGUGGAGGAGGCCGUGUCGCAUCCCCUGUACAAUAGCUCCAACCUUAGUCAGGUCAACGACAUAGCCCUCAUUCGCCUGGCCACUCCUGCGAAGCUCAAUGACUAUGUGAUGCCGAUCUGUCUGCCCAACAAGCAACUGCGUGCGGACGAGCUGGAGGGUCUGGUCACGGAGCAGGCUGGUUGGCUCGCCAAAACCUCGCCGCGCAUGCGUAAGAACUUUGUGACCAUUAGCUCCAUAGCAGACUGUCAUCUUAAGUACUCGGCCCAUAAGCUGAGCAUUCAGGCCUCGCAGCUCUGCGGCUUUGUUAGCUCGAAGGAGUGUCAUGGCAACUCCGGGGGACCGUUGAUGCUUUUCAAAAACGAUGCCUAUCUUCUGGGCGGUUUGGUAUCCUUCGGACCGGUGCCAUGUCCGAAUCCUGACUGGCCGGAUGUCUACACAAGGGUGGCCUCCUUCAUCGAAUGGAUACACGACAGCUUGAGGGAAUAACAGAGGCAUACUUAUAUCUUUUUUUUGUUUUAAGAGAAAAAUUUUAUACAUUUUGUUGUAAAAAUAAAGAGAUUUGAUUGUGAUUAAGCUUA
Messenger RNA from Drosophila kikkawai, 1277 nucleotides. Its product is annotated as serine protease easter. NCBI's taxonomy places the organism in Eukaryota, Metazoa, Arthropoda, Insecta, Diptera, Drosophilidae. The record is from RefSeq and is a predicted model, not a curated record. Gene Ontology annotation, biological process: proteolysis. Gene Ontology annotation, molecular function: serine-type endopeptidase activity.